Molecule: messenger RNA, 1025 nt
Organism: Desarmillaria tabescens
Lineage: Eukaryota; Fungi; Basidiomycota; Agaricomycetes; Agaricales; Physalacriaceae
Product: P-loop containing nucleoside triphosphate hydrolase protein
Exons: 4
Coding region: 25-816 (263 amino acids)
Biological process (GO): intracellular protein transport; vesicle-mediated transport
Cellular component (GO): cytoplasm
Molecular function (GO): GTP binding
Source: RefSeq, a predicted model, not a curated record
AAUAAUAAUCCCUCUCCUCCUACCAUGGGCGUUCUACAAGUUCUGACAAGAAUACUCAUUGGGCUCUUCGUAUUUUUGGUCGCUAUCAUUAUACUUACUCAUGUUUUCAAAACUCGCGGAAAUGUAGUGCUUCUUGUUGGCCCCUCUGACGCUGGUAAAACAGCGAUAUUUUCAAAGAUUAUGUACGACCAAUCGCUACCAUCACAUACAUCUUUACAGGCCAACACCUCAUCCGUCGACUGGCCUCCGUUCAAAAAGCCUGUAGUCAUUGUCGACAUACCGGGACAUCCAAAGAUGCGAGACCAGUUCAAGGAACAUAUGAAAGAGACAAUUGUCGUCGCCUUUGUCGUGGAUGCAAGUACAGUUUCGCGUAAUGCAGCAGCCGUUGCAGAACACCUUCACAUCAUAAUGGACGCUAUAGUCAAGUUACCAUCUACUCAGAAAACACCCAGUCUGGUGAUUGUUGCUCACAAGACCGACCUACUUAAGAACGUGGCCGGGUCAGCCAAUGCCUCCUCUAAUGCCCUCGCCAUCAACCGAGUGAGAACUGUGCUUGAAAGGGAGCUGGAGAAGCGCCGGGCUGCCCAUUCAGAUAGUUUAGGAGUUGAGGGUUUAGGCGAGGAGAAGACAGAGCUGGGCGGUCUUGAAUGUGCGGACACGGCUAAGACAUUCAACUUUUCCGACUGGGAAGGUACCAAGGUGCACUUUAUUGCCACAUCCGUGAAAGAGUCGGCGAAAGACGUCGAUGAUGAGAAGAGUGGCCCACAAAUUGGACUUGGUUCUCUCCGAGAGCUUCUGGUGACCAUGCAGCAAUAGAUCUGUAUCUCGCAGUCAAUGUGUAUUUUAUUAGACUCGCAAAGAGUACGAAGGCUCGGCCGGAAUUGGUUGUAUGUAGCAAUUGGGGAUGCACGGACGGGAGAAAUCGGUGGCCUAGUGCUUCAUCAAUGUAAGCGAAGGGAAUUACUUCUCCAUGACGCCUGUGGACGAGGGUCUCUUGUAUCCAUUCAUAAUUUCAGCAAGAACCC